Patiria miniata (bat star) is the source of this 540-nucleotide messenger RNA. RefSeq names its product helicase with zinc finger domain 2-like. The record is from RefSeq and is a predicted model, not a curated record. NCBI's taxonomy places the organism in Eukaryota, Metazoa, Echinodermata, Asteroidea, Valvatida, Asterinidae. The transcript has 3 exons. The coding region runs from base 1 to 405 and encodes 134 amino acids. Gene Ontology annotation, molecular function: 5'-3' DNA helicase activity.
AUGGUGCGUCUAGGCGUGAAACAAGACAGGAUCGUCAUUCUUACCCAAUAUCGCCUCCAGAGGGCGCAGAUCAAAGACAGGCUGAAGAAAGCCAACAUGAAAGACAUCCUCGUCAGCACUGUCAAAACCAGUCAAGGUAAGGAGUGGGACUACGUGAUUCUGUCUACAGUCAGGUCACUUCCACGGGUAGAAAUUGACGAGAAAGCAUCCACAGCCUGGAAGAUACGCAACCUGGGAUUUAUCACAGAUGAGAAUCAGAUCAAUGUCGCCAUCACCCGGCCAAAAAUGGGAUUGAUCAUUCUAGGCAACAAGUACUUACUUAGUGUUCACCGCACAUGGAAGCUUCUACUGGCCCAUUACGAAGAGAAGGGAGCUUUGGUGAACGCAAAGGACUUCCUACCUUAGACUGUGAACGGGAACAGCUAAAACGUUGCAACAGCAAAUAAAACGUUGACAGACAUUGUUAUUACUUUCCUGCAUUAGAUUAAAAAAUAUAUCGGUAUUAAUGAGAUGGGCAAGUGUGGUUUCUUAUGAAAAACA